Molecule: messenger RNA, 6462 nt
Organism: Closterium sp. NIES-65
Lineage: Eukaryota; Viridiplantae; Streptophyta; Zygnematophyceae; Desmidiales; Closteriaceae
Source: the annotation of a GenBank genome assembly
AUGGAAGAAUUGGCCCGCGCGGCCCCGCCGCCCUUCUCAGCGGCCCCGCCGCCCUUAGCUGCGGCCCUGCCGCCCCACUUUGCGGCCCCGCCGCCCUUCUUCGCGGCCCUGCCGCCCUUCGCUACGGCCGCGCUGCCCCUCGUCGCGGCCCCGCCGCCGUUCGCUGCGGCCCCGCCGCCCGUCUCAGCGGCCCCGCCGCCCUUCUUCGCGCCCUCGCCGCCCUUCGCUGCGGCCCCGCUGCCUCACGUUGCGGCCCCGCCGCCCUUCGCUGCGGCCCCGCCGCCCGUCUCAGCGGCCCCGCCGCCCGUCUCAGCGGCCCCGCCGCCCAUCUCAGCGGCCCUGCAGCCCGUCUUAGCGGCCCCGCCGCCCUUCACUGCGGCCCCGCCGCCUCUCUCACUGCGGCCCGCCGCCCUACUCAGCGCCCCCGCCGCCCUGGACUGCGGCCCCGCCGCCUCUCUCACUGUGGCCCCGCCGCCCUACGCAGCGGCCCCGCCGCCCUUCACUGCGGCCCCACCGCCUCUCUCGCUGCGGCCCCGCCGCCCUACUCAGAGGCCCCGCCGCCCUUCUACUGCGGCCCCUCCGCCCUUCUCAGCGGCCCCGCCGCCCUACUUAGCGGCCCCGCCGCCCUUCCCAGCGGCCCUGCCGCCCCUUCACCAGCGGCCCUACCGCCCUACACCGCCCGCGCCGCCUGAGCCGCCCAAACUGCCCGAGCCGCCCGAGCCGCCCGACUUGCCCGAGCCGCUCGAGCUGCCCGACUCUCCCGAGCCGCCCGAGCCGCCCGACCAGCCCGAGCCACCCGAGCCGCCCGAGCCGCCCGAGCCACCCGAGCCACCUGAGCCGCCCGAGCCGCCUGAGGAGCCGAGCCGCUGCUGCCACGGAGCCGCAGUUGCUGCUGUGCCGUCCGAGCAGCCAUGUUGCCGUGCUGCUGUACUGCUGAGCUGCCGGACCUGCCCUGCCUGGGCAGACGGUCUCUCCCUCUUUGACCACACCUCUGGUGCUUCCCCUGCCCCUGCUGCCGAUGCCGACGCCACUGUUCGCUCCCAGUGGGCCACUCGCGAUGCUGCUGCACGUCUUGCUGUGCAUCGCCACCUGCCUACCACUGAGCGCGCGCACUUUAGUCAGUACAAGAGUUCUCAGACCUUGUACGACGCUGUAGUUGCACGCUACUCUUCCCCUGCCACUGCUGCACUGAGCCGCCUCAUGCUACCGUACCUCUUUCCUGACCUUGCUGCCUUUCCCACAGUCGCUGACCUCAUUACGCACCUCCGUACUAGUGACACUCGCUACCGCGCCGCGCUUCCUACUGAGUUCUGCGCCAAGAACCCCCCCCCCAUGUACAUCACUCUCUAUUAUAUAGUCACCCGCCUCCCUAACUCCCUUCGCGUAGUCAGGGACCACUUCCUCUCAGUCUGUCCCACCACUCUCAUUGUUGACCUCCUAGAGAAGGCCCUCCUAGCAGCGGAGAAGAGCAUAGUCGCUGUAGGAGCCUCUCGUGGUGACCCUCGCACCCCCAUCUUUGAGGGGUGUUCCCCUUCCCCCCUGUUGCCCUAUGUCGCCUCCGCUGCUGCGGCCGACCUCGUUGGUCUUGAGUCGGUCGGUGCGGCGUCUGCCCCUAGCGGGAGACGCCGCUCUGGCAAGGGCAAGGGGGGCAAGGGCCCGGGUGGAGCUAGCGGGGGUGGUGGAGGUGGCGGUGGAGGCGACGGAGGGAGUGGGGGUGGCGGUGGGAGUGGUGGCGGGGGUGGAGGUGGCGGUGGCAGCAGCGGAGGCGGAGGCGGCGGCGGCGAUAGCGGUGGGAGUGGAGGCGGCGGUGGUGGCGGAGGUGGAGGCGGCGGUGGUGGAGGAGGUGGAGCUGGUCGGGGUGGUGCUUCGCAGCGGAGCAGCUCCGGGGGUGGUCAGCGCCAGCAGCAGCAGCAGCAGCGUUCUCGGGACAUCCCCCCUCCUCAGCAGCUCCGUGAGUGGUACACGCAGCGUCAGCGUGGUGGGGGUUUUGGCCCGUACACCUACGUCCUCCGCUCCGGCGACCGCGCGGGCGUAGCUAUCUAUGAUCUUGACUUUGAUGCUAUCCUUGCUGCCAUGUAUGCUGUGACUAUUAGUGAUGAAGGUGAAUGUUACCGGUGUUUCCCGCCCGACCCGGGCAUUGGUACUGCUGCUCUAGGUGCUGGUGAGGCUGCUGCUCUAGGAGCAAGUGCGUCUGCGCCCUCAGGUGCUGGAGAGUCUGUGCUCUUAGGUACCACGUCGGCUUCGGCCUCCCUCACCUUCACACUUGACUCAUGGGCUUAUCGCUCCUUCUUUCGAGACCGCACCACACUCACGCCGCUUGGUCGGCCGGUUGCAGUCUCCCAGGCAGACCCCUCUGGGGGUCCUGUCCUCUCUCACUUCUCCACUGUCCUCCCGUGUCCGGCUGCGCCCUCAAGUACCUUGUCUGGUCUUUACCUCCCCUCGUUCUCUACGAACUUGGUGAGUGGUGCUGACCUGCAGGAUACGGGGGUUCACCAGUUUACUCCUGCGAGUCAGCGGGUGACCCACUGCUCGGACGCUUGCACGGGCCGGCACCUGGCCACCUUUACGCGUCGGCCGGGGUCGAGCCUCUACACCCUGACCACUGGGUCCCCUCCUGUCCCUGCUUUUGGCCAUGUAGCUGCGUCGGGUCAGGUGUUUGCUGCAGCGUCCAGGUCCCUCCCUCCCCUUCCUCCGGGGCCUGGUCCUUCCUGUGUCCCCUAUGUCGAGGGGCGGCUCCGGGCUGCCGCUCACUCCUCUCAGUUUCCCCCGACAGAGGCCCCGCUGCAGACGCUUCACAUGGACGUGUGGGGCCCAGCCCGCGUCCGUGGACAGGGUCACGAGCGCUACUUCCUGCUGGUGGUUGACGACUACUCGCGUUACACCACAGUCUUCCCCUUGCGCAGCAAGGGUGAUGUCACUGAGGUGUUGAUCAACUGGAUCCGCGCGGCUCGUCUUCAGCUCAGGAGGAGCUUCGGCUCGGACUUUCCUGUUCUGCGUCUGCACUCUGACCGAGGCGGAGAGUUCUCCUCUGGCCUUCUGCGAGCCUACUGUCGUGCGCGAGGCAUCCGCCAGACCUUUACGCUUCCGGACUCUCCACAGGAAAAUAGGAUUGCUGAGCGCCGCAUUGGCAUGGUCAUGGACGUGGCUCGUACGUCCAUGAUGCAUGCGGCUGCCCCCCAUUUUCUGUGGUCGUUUGCGGUUCGGUACGCGGCGCAUCAGAUCAACCUUCACCCCAGGGUCUCCAGGCCGGAGACCUCCCCAGCCUUGCUGUGGACGGGGAAGGUCGGCGAUGCGUCUGCGUUCCGUGUCUGGGGAUCUCGGGCGUUUGUCCGCGACUUGUCUGCGGACAAGCUGUCCCCUCGUGCUGCUCCCUGUGUCUUCCUUGGCUUCCCCCCUGACGCCCCUGGGUGGCAGUUCUACCACCCCACCUCUCGUCGUGUUCUGUCCUCCCAGGACGUCACGUUCGACGAGUCAGUCCCCUACUACCGCCUCUUCCCCUACCGCACUCCUUCCCUCCCCCCGCCACCGCACUUCCUUGUGCCAGGUCCCCCCCCGGUAGACCCCCUCCCCCCUCAGGGUCCUGCCCCUUCAGGUGUGUCCCAGGUAGACGCAGUCGAGCCGGUCGAGGUUGCUGGUGACUCUGGUAGUGCUGCGGGUGCUGAGCCUCGGGGUGCUGACUCUGGGAGUGCUGCGCGCGUGUGUGCUGAGCCUGGGGGUGCUGAGUCUGGGGGUGCUGCGACUGGGGGUGCUGAGCCCGGGGGUGCUACGACUGGGGGUGCUGAGCCUAAGGGUGCUACGUCAGGAGCUGCUGAGCCUGGGGGUGCUGCGUCUGGAGCUACUGAGCCUGGUGGUGCGGAGCCAGCGGCCGCUGGACCUGCUCGUGAGGUGCGCGAGUGGUUUGCCCGGCGCUGGAGGCGUACUGCUGGAGCUGGAGCUUCUUCGGCCACUAAGGGUGCUAGUGCCGCCGGUCCCGGAGGUGCUCGUCCUGGGAGUGCUGGAGCUGCUGGGCCUGCGGGUACGACUGGAGCUGGAGCUGCUGAGGGUGCUGGCGCUGAGGCUACUGCUGUCAGUCCUGGCGGUGGUCCUACUUCGGGUGCUGCAGGUACUGCUGGAGGUCCUGCAGCUGGAGGUGCUGUUGGCGCUGGUGCUGCCGCUGAGGGUGCUGGUGCUGUCCCUGCUGUGUCUGGAGUCGCCGCGCGGCCUCGGCCAUACUUCGUUCCGCUCCUUCAGCAGGUUCUUAGUCUCCCGCCUUCUACUGGUCCUCCUCCUCACUUAGAGUGUCCACAGCCUGUCCAGUCACAGUCACAGUUACCGCCCGCCUCCCCACUGCCUGCUCCCUCUCCUUACACUGGUCCUACUGGAGGUCUUGCUGAGCGUCGUAAGCAUGCGUCUCGUCACGCGUCGCCUGUUCGUGCUGCUCGCGCUAGUGGUCGCGGUUCGCGUCAGCGUCCUCCUCCUGUCCCUGGCACGCACCGGAUGUCUCUGCGUCCGUCCACUGCUCCUCUGCGUGCCCCUUUGCCUUCUCCUCCUGAGUCCUCUCUUCCUGCCCUUGCCGACCCGAAGUCCUACUCUCUUCGUGCUGCCAGUCCUACCGUCACGCGUCUCCUUGCUACUGUCGUCACUGACCCCUCUUUUGAGUCCACUGCUGCGUCUGCUUUUUUUGCUGAGCUUGUCGACUUUGCUGCUCGCUGUCGUCUAGACUACGCUGCUAGUCUUGUUGCUGAGUCCGCGUCUGUCUGCCCUCCGUCCGUCGGGGGUGAGUGUGCUCUUGGCACGGACGUCCUUGAGGACAGGCAGGAGGUGUUCCAGUGUCUGGCUGCUGCUUCACCUCAUCUCGCGUCCGUUCUGCUUACCCCUGAGGGAGACCCGGAAGCACUAGACAUCCUGACUCCGCGCUCUUACGCGGAGGCCGUAGAGGGUCCCUACUCCUCUCAGUGGCAGGCAGCUAUGGAUGCAGAGAUGGCCUUGUGGAAGUCCACAGGCACCUACGUUGACGCGGUUCCUCCUCCUGAGGCGAACAUCGUCAGUGGCAUGUGGAUCUUCAGGGUGAAGCGGCCGCCGGGCUCUCCACCUGUCUUCAAGGCGCGGUACGUGGCUCGUGGCUUCAGUCAGCGGCAGGGAGUUGACUACUUUCAGACCUUCUCUCCCACCCCGAAGAUGACCACUCUUUGGGUGCUGCUACACAUAGCCGCUCAGCGUGACUACGAGCUUCACUCCCUUGACUUCAGCACUGCUUUCCUGCAGGGUAGCCUGCACAAGGAGAUCUGGUUGCGCCGUCCCCCUGGCUUCACUGGGACUUUCCCUCCUGGCACCCAGUGGAGCCUCCGACGGCCAGUCUACGGUCUCCGCCAGGCACCACGCGAGUGGCACGACACACUGAGGACUACGCUUGCGGCUCUUGGGUUUGCUCCCUCUACUGCUGACCCGUCGUUGUUUCUACGCACCGACACCUCUCUGCCGCCGUUCUACAUCCUCGUGUACGUCGACGACUUGGUCUUUGCCACAGCUGACACUGCUGGACUCGCCCACGUGAAGUCGGAGCUGCAAAAGAGACACACGUGCACAGACCUGGGUGAACUGCGCAGCUACCUUGGCUUGCAGAUCACCCAGGACAGAGCACGCCGCACCAUUACCUUGACUCAGUCACACAUGGUGCAGCAGGUCCUUCAGCGCUUCGGCUUCACGUACUCCUCGCCUCAGGCCACUCCUCUGUCUACUCGCCACUCGCUCUCAGCUCUGCCUUCGGAUGAGUUCGUAGAGUCGAGUGGCCCAUACCCAGAGCUUGUUGGCUGCCUCAUGUACCUGAUGACCUGCACACGACCUGACCUUUCAUACCCUCUUAGCAUUCUUGCACGCUAUGUUGCUCCUGGGAGACACCAACCAGAGCACAUGGCUGCAGCGAAGAGGGUGUUGCGCUACUUGUGCAGUACGUGGGGCAUGGGGCUAGUGCUUGGAGGGCGGAGUUCAGUGGUCCUCACUGGGCACGCGGACGCUUCUUGGGCUGACGACCAGGCUACGCAGCGGUCGUCACAGGGUUACACCUUCAGUCUUGGUUCCGGCUCUGUCUCGUGGCCGGCUACUCGCUCGGCUUCUGUUCUCGGCUCCAGUUGUGAGGCUGAGAUCUACGCCGGGUCCAUGGCUGCACAGGAGCUUCGCUGGCUCACCUACCUGCUGACUAACCUAGGAGAGCCCCCUCGUUCUCCUCCAGUGCUGUACGUAGACAAGAAGGCCAUGCUGGCCUUGUGUCGGGAGCAGCGCCUGGAGCACAGAACGAAGCACAUUGCAUUCCGCUACUUUCUUGCUCGUGAGUUGCAACAGCGUGGUCAGUUGCGACUUGCGUACGUGGCCUCUGAGGCCAACACUGCUGAUGUUUUCACCAAGGCACUUCCGCCUUGUGAUCAUCAGCGCUUCUGCACUCAGCUGGGUUUUGUGCCUAUCUUGCCUCACUUGCUCACCCCUUGA